Molecule: messenger RNA, 2780 nt
Organism: Salvia miltiorrhiza (redroot sage)
Lineage: Eukaryota; Viridiplantae; Streptophyta; Magnoliopsida; Lamiales; Lamiaceae
Product: putative nucleobase-ascorbate transporter 10
Exons: 13
Coding region: 1062-2687 (541 amino acids)
Biological process (GO): transmembrane transport
Cellular component (GO): membrane
Molecular function (GO): transmembrane transporter activity
Source: RefSeq, a predicted model, not a curated record
GAUGCAUGAUGCCUGCUGAACUUAGCUUCUUUGGAGAGAUUGAUGUUCUCACGACUCAUGGUGAAGUGGACAAUGUUGGUGAAUGUGAUCGCUGUUGGUAGAGGUCGUUUAUUGCUAUUGAAUACUUCUUCUAUGUAUCUUUGGGUUUGCUUAUUCACAACAACCAAAAAUGCUGUGUUGUGAAAAGGAAACGCAUGUAGUUUUCUGACCUAUCGCAUGCUCACACUAAACAUAGGUAAGUAGAUUGGUUUGUCAUGUAAUGUAACUCUUUACAUAUGCUGCCUAUAUCUAAUGGAAACAGGAAAAAGAGCUUCUCAUUUAGUUAUAUCUCGAGCUUUUUUCAUUACGAGUGAUGUUUCAUGUGUCUGCUUUCAGCUUUUUUUUUUUUGGAAUCUUCCCCAAUAAAAUAACGCCAUUCCAAGGUGACUCGUCAUUUCCUCGCCAAGUUUUGUAUAACCAGACAUUUUUUGGAAAAUGUUGAAAGGAGUUUUUAAUAAAAAAUAAAAAUUCGAGAUAUCUUUUGGAAUUCAUUAAGAAGUGGGGACGUAAAACAUGAUUAACCUUUAAAAUAAUCAUAACUUUUUAGAAAAAUAUUACUUUUAGCUCCAUUUUUUUAAUUGGAAACUAGAAUCAUACAGCUUUCCAAAGGCACACAACUAUGAACAUAAUUCACUUCCAAAAGUUGAUGGACAAACUAAAAUUUAAGUUGAUGGACAAACUAAAAUUUUGUGAUUAAUUUUGUUAGGUGAAGAAUUACAGAGGACAGCACAAAUGGACUCACUCUAUGGCUCGUUAUAUUUGAAACACAAAUUUCAAAUGGAAAUUAAAUAUGACAUAUAUGAUUCAUAAACUUGUUAUUUAUGUCUGUACUGUAACGGUUUCAGGUUUUGAUUCCAAUAACUUUAGAAUUCAUACCAAUUUAAAUUCUUUGAUAAGUUACAUAUCAUUAGAAAGAUUCUGCAAUCAGUUCAAAUUCCAUUUACAAGAAACCCAAAAACAUGAUAAUCUCCAUCUACUGCUAGCUACUUCUCCCAUUCCCUUUUUUGCUCUCAUGUGCGAAAAUGACAAACAAUAAUAACAAUAACCAUAACAAUAGCAAUACCAAUAACAAUAACAAUAGACAACAGCAGCAGCCGCCACCACCACCGUCGCAUCCAGCGCUCGAGCAGCUUCCCGGAGUCCAGUACUGCAUCAACAGUUCACCACCUAUGCUGGAUGCAAUUUUGUUGGGGUUACAGCAUUAUGUUCUGGCGCUUGGCUCAACUGUCUUAAUCCCAAGUUUGCUAGUUCCUCAAAUGGGUGGUAGUGAUAAAGACAAGGCAGAGGUGAUACAAACCUUACUAUUUGUUUCUGGUGUAAACACUCUAUUGCAUUCCCUUUUCGGGACGAGGCUGCCUUCGGUCAUAGGCGGCUCUUACGCAUUCCUCAUCCCUGUGACUUCCAUUAUCCAAUCCAAGAGAUACGCAUCAAUGCAUCCUCCCGGGCAGAGAUUUGUGCUAACAAUGAGGGAGAUACAAGGUGCUUUGAUCAUGAGUUCUUGUUUCCAAAUGAUCUUCGGAUUCACCUGCUUGUGGCGCAACAUAACAAGGCUGCUUACGCCUUUGUCCACCGCCCCUCUGGUUACUUUUACUGGACUUGGUCUCUACUAUCUUGGCUUCCCACAGAUAGCUAAAUGUUAUGAAGUCGGCCUGCCAGCGCUUGUCUUAAUCUUUGUUUUCUCGCAGAUUAUCCCAAAAUACAUGAAGAGGCCAAUGUGCGACAGAUACGCUCUGCUUAUAUCCGUUGCAAUCGUGUGGAUGUAUGCCGAGAUCCUAACAAUGAGCGGCGCUUUCAAGAAAUCGAAGCAAGCUAGCUGCCGCACUGAUGGCUCCGGCCUCAUUCGCUCCACGCCUUGGUUGUACAUACCGUUUCCGUUUCAAUGGGGGCCUCCAACUUUCACAGCUGGAGAAACUUUCACAGCCAUGAUCGCUUCAUUUGUAGCUCUCAUUGAGUCGACUGGCUCGUUCAUCGCAGCAGCCAGAUACGGCAGUGCAACGCCGGUGCCACCUUCAGUGAUCAGCCGAGGCGUCGGCUGGCUGGGGAUUGGAACUCUGCUCAAUGCCCUCUUUGGCAGCAUCACCUGCUCUACAGCAACAGUAGAAAACGUAGGCCUCUUAGCCCUCACCAAAACCGGGAGCAGAAGAGUCAUUCAAAUUUCGUCCAUCUUCAUGAUCUUCUUCUCCAUUUCAGGAAAAUUUGGCGCCAUCUUCGCAUCAAUACCCCUACCGAUCAUAGCAGCGUCCUACUGCAUCUUCUUGGGCUAUGUCUCAUCUGCAGGCUUAGGGCAUCUCCAGUUCUGCAACCUAAACAGUUUCCGAACAAAACUGAUAGUGGGGAUCUCCUUCUUCGUGGGGAUGUCUCUGCCGCAGUACUUUAGAGAGCAUCAGCUGGUUUCGAGAGGCGGCCCCGUCCACACCCACGCACGAUGGUUCAACGACAUGAUCUCGGUGGUGUUGAUGUCCCAUGCGACUGUGGGCGGGGUGGUGGCGCUUGUGCUGGACUGCAGCCUCGAUCGUGGCUCGGAGCAGGCCAGGAAAGACAACGGUUCUUGCUGGUGGGAUAAGUUCAUUGUGUAUGGCAAGGAUAUCAGAAAUGAUGAGUUCUAUAAGCUGCCUGCCCACCUCAAUAAAUGUUUUCCAUCUUCCUAAUUUUCUUGAUGUUUUCCUAGUUGAUUUUUUUCUUUUCUUUCUUUUUGGAGAUAUCAAACUAUAUCGUUUUGCAUUUGAUGAUCAUGUUCUUAA